This is a messenger RNA of Prunus dulcis (almond), 1185 nucleotides long. RefSeq lists its product as uncharacterized. The transcript has a single exon. NCBI's taxonomy places the organism in Eukaryota, Viridiplantae, Streptophyta, Magnoliopsida, Rosales, Rosaceae. The record is from RefSeq and is a predicted model, not a curated record. Gene Ontology annotation, biological process: DNA integration. Bases 1 to 1185 code for a protein of 394 amino acids. Gene Ontology annotation, molecular function: RNA-DNA hybrid ribonuclease activity; nucleic acid binding.
AUGUUGCAAUUGCGCGUAGAUGGACCGUCAAACCAAAAGGGAGCUGGAGCAGGUGUCGUCAUCACCACCCUGGAUGGAACCCUAUUGGAGCAAGCUAUCACGCUUGGUUUCCCGGCCUCGAACAACGAGGCAGAAUAUGAGGCAUUACUCAUCGGCCUGUGCUUGGCAAAGGAACUUGCAAUCAACAAGCUAGCUAUCUACUCAGAUUCCCAGUUGAUCACGAAUCAAGCCUUAGGUGAAUACAUGGCGAAGCACCCAAGGAUGAUCUCGUACCUUGACAAAGUCCAAGAGCUAUUGAAGGCGUUUCCUACCUUCACCAUCCAACAAGUACCCCGGGCAGAGAACGCUCAUGUAGAUACACUGGCAAGCCUAGGCUCAGCGCUGGAUACCCAGUUCAUACGCUCCAUCCCGGUCGAACACCUUGACCGACCAAGCAUUGAAGAAAUAGGGCCGACCGACACAAUGCAGAUUGACGAGGACCCCAGCUGGCAAGACCCCAUCAUUGACUACUUGGUGAAUGGAAACCUGCCAAUGAACAAGUCUGAAGCUAGAAAGGUCCAGCAGAAGGCCGCGAGAUACUACAUGCACGGCAACAAACUCAUCCACAUAUCACACUCCAGCCCUCAUCCCACCUGCACAGAGUACCCUCAAACACUUGAGUUCCCUUGCAAAAUUCACGACGCCGAGUGUGGCAACCACUCUGGGGGCAUGUCACUUGCCCAGAAGGCUCUAAACAUAGGCUACUUCUGGCCUACCAUGUACCACGACUCCGCUGAAUAUGUCAAGAAGUGUGAUCGUUGCCAGCGAUACAAGCCAAUCCCUAAUCUGCCUGCCAAAAUUUACCAUCCGCAAAACAGUCCAUGGCCAUUCAUGCAAUGGGUCAUUGACCAAGUGGGUCCCUUGCCGUCGGCGCCCGCCAAGAAGGACAUGAUAAUUGUCGCCACCGACUACUUUACUAAAUGGAUCGAGGCCGAAGCUCUAUCCUCUACUAAAGAAGUCGAUGUGGAACGAUUCAUCUGGAGAAACAUCAUCUGUUGGUUUAGCUGCCCACAGUCACUGGUUACCAACAAUGGCUCACAGUUCAUUGGCAAGGAAAUCACCGCAAAAAAGUUGCCCAUAAGAAGCUUCCUAAGGAGGACGCAGGGCGACGACCAGAAGCAUCCUUUGGGAGACGCAGCCCGCUAA